This is a messenger RNA of Lathyrus sativus (Indian pea), 432 nucleotides long. Lineage: Eukaryota; Viridiplantae; Streptophyta; Magnoliopsida; Fabales; Fabaceae. The record is from the annotation of a GenBank genome assembly.
AUGCUAAGAAUAAUGAAAAGUAGGUUCUUAAAUUUCUUAAUACUAAGUUUCUUAUUUACAAAUUUAUUACAAUCUUUUGAUGCUCAACCUGUUCCAACUCCAUCUCCAAAUUCACAUUCACCCGCCGCCCCUGCUCCGUCUCCAAUUUUUCCUCCAACUUCGCCUACACCAGUGCCCAUUCUGAAUCCCAACUCGCCUGUUCCAACUCCUUCUCCUACACCUUCUCCUUCUACAAAUGCAUCAGAACCGGAACCUCCUGCGGCUGGUCGAGGAGAUCCUUCUGGUCUUAGCGGCGGUCAAAAGGCUGGGAUAGUCAUAGGAACAUUACUGGGAGCAGCCCUGUUAGGUUUCUUUGGAUUGGUUUGCUGGAAGCGCCAAAGUAAUGUCAGAAGAAACCGUUAUAGUAAUGCUGCAAGAAACAUUGAACUUUGA